GGGGACUACCAUCUAGAUUCUUCAUAUAUACAGAUCGGUAGAUGCCGGUUUUUCUUUUCCUAUCUCUUUAGUAACCGUCCAAUAGAUAUAACAUCUAGUUACACGAAAAAUUGCAUAGACCAUACCCCCACCUUAUAAUAUGAUAUAAUUAUACGCUCUUGGUCACUUUUUGUUCUAAAAUACAUACUCGCAUUCCCCGAAGGGAUAUAACUAGCUCAAAUGAGGAAUCUACCAUACCCCGUUACCCUCCUAGCGGCAUUCAUCUCCAAAGCCCGAGCCGUUGACUUUACCAUCGCUGGCGGCCAGAUAUUUACACCUGGGUUCGCUGUUCUCGAUGCGCCUCAGCCAGGUACCCCAUUAGGUGGAGAUACUAUCGAGGUAGCUCUUGAUGUAACCGCCAAUGGCAAACUGCAUCUCCCUCCCUAUAGUGACGAUAGCCCCAGUCGGAUCAACAACAUCACCAUCUUCCUAUACAGCUAUGAUACAGGAAGGAACUUCACAAUAACGAACGGAACGGCCUCAAUAAAUGAUAUAAGCCUAGGCGACAUCAUGGAGUCCGAACCGGGAAGCACUGUCAAACAUGUCAAGUGGCACUGGCCAGUUUGUCUCAUCGGCGAUGGAAAGCCAGAUACCGCAGGCAGUGAUCGUGGGGCCUACAAUAUAUCCAUCCGCCAAAACUUCCGUCUUAACGGGGAGGAUCACUACACAAUCUUCGACGUACCAAUCUCAGUCACCAAUAAGAUUGAAUUCACCGGCGACAAUCCGCCUUGUGACCUAGUGAAUAACCCUUUGCUCGCACCAGAGGAGAUCGACGCCGAGUCUGCUAAUAGUGUCGGCAUUCUAUUCGCACCCGGAGACUCGACCGUUAUUCAACAACCUGAUUCUACUGAUGACAACCUGGAAAAUGGCAUUGGAAGUAGUGCUGAUACACUGAAGUGGAAGUUGCCAUCAGAAUGGGUUUCUUUACUCCCCAUUGUAUAUUUAUGUAUUAUAUAGGCCGACGUAUUAGCCCAGAUUUAUAGUGAUCUUCCAGCGUAUUGAUAUUCUCUACUAUG
This is a messenger RNA of Daldinia loculata, 1055 nucleotides long. RefSeq lists its product as uncharacterized. The transcript has 3 exons. Lineage: Eukaryota; Fungi; Ascomycota; Sordariomycetes; Xylariales; Hypoxylaceae. The record is from RefSeq and is a predicted model, not a curated record. The coding region runs from base 220 to 996 and encodes 258 amino acids.